Symbiodinium sp. CCMP2592 is the source of this 768-nucleotide messenger RNA. The record is from the annotation of a GenBank genome assembly. NCBI's taxonomy places the organism in Eukaryota, Dinophyceae, Suessiales, Symbiodiniaceae.
AUGGCGGAUCAACAGAUUCACGAGAUCUUCGGGCCGGUCGCACAGGAGGCAGCCAGCCGGCUCAGCAGUCUCUUGAUGGACGAGGACAAGCAAGUUGCUUUGAUCAAGGCCAUGGGCAGACUGGUAAUCCGUCAGAAGACACAACUGCAGGUGCUGAAGCAGAACUCGGCCUGGACGCUUUACCUGAAGCCGGGGCAGACAGGGGCCAUGCCGAUCCUGUUCAAAACUGCCUCCACCUAUCUCGAAGCCUCGCAGACCAAGUUCAUGGAAGCACCCCUUCGAGCUGUUCUGCUAAGCACCCUGUUCCAAACUCUACUCACUUGUCUGCAGACGAUGACCUCGGAAAACGAGGAGGAGACCCAGGCCCAGACCAAAGGCUGGCUGAAUGCCGAGGGGAAGUGGGUAUACCAACGUUGGGGCCCGGAGAGCCAGACCUUCAAAACCGACGACACGAAAGCUGCGGUCCCACACCAGGAAGUCAUCAGUCAAGUGGCCAUGCUGGUCACGGCAGUGACGGGGAAGGACGUGAUCCACCGGUUCAACGCCACGAAUGGCCUGCCAGCCAACCCAGAACAGAUCACGACUUUUCUUCUGGAAGUGGGCUUGAGGGCCACCGGAGUCGAGAAGGUUUGGGCAGCCCUGGAGUUCCUGUCGAACCUGACUGCUCUGCAACUGUGUGGUAUGCAACUCAAGAGAGACAAUCUCAAGAGGAGCUCGCUAGCAAACGACGUGCAGAAAUUGCUGCAGGACUACACAGGCUCUGCCUGA